Messenger RNA from Macrobrachium nipponense, 6196 nucleotides. Its product is annotated as latrophilin Cirl-like. Lineage: Eukaryota; Metazoa; Arthropoda; Malacostraca; Decapoda; Palaemonidae. Gene Ontology annotation, cellular component: plasma membrane. Gene Ontology annotation, molecular function: G protein-coupled receptor activity; carbohydrate binding. Gene Ontology annotation, biological process: adenylate cyclase-activating G protein-coupled receptor signaling pathway; cell surface receptor signaling pathway. The record is from RefSeq and is a predicted model, not a curated record.
UUUCGAAGCUCAGUGUGGAGUCAGCCGUGGUUCUAGGUGGAUGUGUCUCGCUUGCUCUUGUGGCACCUCCCGAAAGGAACUUUAACUUCUGGUGACAACGUGUAACUGUGGAGUCUUAAGUUGGAAAAAAUCUCGAAGGCACUGUUCGCAGUCUUAGGAAGUUCGUUAAUAAUAGCAAGUUCAUGGUUCAGUGGUUUGAAAAGCGUAGUGGAACACGAUUUUUGUUCUAGAAAAGAAACAACGGUGGAUCUGUCCCAAGUUUUGUUUUUUUAUUUGUUUUCUUUUAUUUAGAAAUUACGAUUUGAUUCUCAUUAUCCGGACAGAGCCUAGAUAAAUCACCGUUAGUCCCUGUUGCCCCGGACUACUGAUUUCUCUAAUAUAUUGCGAGUGUCCGUCGCGUUCUUGUUUAUCAUGGAUAUAAUGCUUUUAAUUCGGAAUAGUGACAACAACUAGCGGAAACCCCUUCGUUACCCAUGAAAGAGGUGCCUUGGAGCAGCGGGAUGGGAGGAGCAGGAGCAGGUGGAUGUGGGGCUGGAGGUGGCUGGCGAAGACAGCGCCCCGGGAACCACCUUCUUCUCGUAUUAUUACUUAUGAUAUUUACCUCUACUUCCUCAGUGACAGCAGCCGAGAGCUACCGCACUGCGUACGCCUGUGAAGGGACGAUUUUGUCCAUAGAGUGUGAACCUGGUCAGGUGAUCAACGUCAUCAGGGCGAAUUAUGGGCGUUUCUCCAUUACCAUCUGCAACGCCCACGGGAACACCGAGUGGUCGGUCAAUUGCCAAAGUCCGAGAACCCACAGAGUCCUCGCUGAAAAAUGCAGCGGAGAGGCCAACUGUAACAUGGCAGUCAACAGCGAACUCUUCGGGGAUCCAUGUCCACGCACCCACAAGUACAUAGAGGUCCACUACACCUGCAGGACAGCAACUACAACUACAACUACUUCACGACCGAGGCCUCCGUGGUUUUCAACCACUCGAUCACCUGUGUGGAGUCCUCCAAAGCUCAACGCAAAUAUUACAACCACCACUACAACUACGACACCCCCAACAACUACAACCACUACUACUACGACUACGACGACAACCACAACCACCACCACUACUGCCCCUGUCACAGAGGUACCACGUGAAGAGGAAGAGGAAGAAAAAGCUGUUGUGGAAACUGAGAAAAUCCCAACCACCCUUCCCGGUCCUCAGCCAAGUUCUCCUGCCCCAUCCACUUCAUCUACCUCCUCAACAACAACCACUACCACCACCAGUGCUGCUUACAGCACGACAUUUUCUCCCAGUACUCAUGCUCCUCCGAUUGGUCCUCCUCGAACUGAAGGUGAUUAUGAGACCACUUGGUGCCCACCUUCUUUUGGACGGGGUCUUUAUUGGAACUGGACUCGAGGUGGUGAAAUAGCUGUGCAGCCUUGUCCUGGUGGGGCUUCUGGUUGGGCAAGGCGACCUUGCAGUUCGUCCAGUUGGGCAGGUCCAGCAGAUCUCAGUGAAUGCCGGAGCGUGUGGUUGGCCACUCUGGAGACACGAGCUAACGCCCACGAGAGUCUGCUUGGUGUUGCUACAGAUUUAGCAGCCGUGACAGAAAGCAAAGCCUUGUAUGGUGGUGAUCUUACUACCACUGCCAGGUUAUUGUCAACAUUAGCAACGAGAAUGACUGAACAUUUGAAAGAAUUUCCGGAUCCAAGGCAGAGACAGGCAUUAGUGACUGAAUUAUUGCAAGCAGCUUUGGCUACAGGUUCGUCACUGCUUGCUGCUGGUAUGGCUGGGCCAUGGGGAGAUUUAGUUGUUCAUGAAAGAAGGCAUGCUGUUACACAGUUAAUGGUAGCUUUGGAAGAAGCGUCAUUCCUUCUAGCAGAUUCAUUAUCUGCUGGUACAGAAGCAGCAUACUUCAAGUCUCACGUACUUGUUUCGGCUCGGUCAGUACUAGCAGAUGGAUCUGCAGUUGAAUUUCCAUCCGGCCAGGACAAAACAUUGGACUGGGGAUAUGCAGAUCAUGUUACUCUUCCCCCAGAGGCAAUCUUGGAGAAUAGUGAUGGCGGAACUACCAAGGUGGUAUUUUUAACAUACAGACACCUGGAAGAUCUUCUCACACCUGGUGCUGAACCCAGUAUUGAACGCGGAUCUAAUGUAACACGUUUGGUUAAUUCAAGAGUAGUUUCUGCUUCACUAGGACAUGGUCGCCAUAUCCAACUACCUGAACCUGUUACACUUGUUUUUUCAUUGCUCAGACAGGAGAAUGUGACGCGUCCUGUUUGUGCAUUUUGGGAUUAUACUACUGCAGACUGGAGUGAUGAAGGAUGCCAUGUAGUUCACUUUAAUCGUUCACAUGUUACUUGUCAAUGCGAUCAUUUGACCAACUUUGCCGUCCUCAUGGAAGAAGGUGUUGGAGGUGUUGGAGAAGAUCCUCAGGCUGCUUUCCGUAUACUUGCAUAUGUUGGGUGUGUUGUUAGUUUGGUUUGUGUAGCUGGAUCACUGAUUGUGUUUUCAGUAUUUCGUGGAUUGGCAUCACCACGAACAGCUGUACAUCGUCAUGUGUGUAUAUGCCUCACAGCAGCAGAAUUGGUGUUCUUGGUAGGAGUAUGGCGAACAGAUGUGCCUGUGCUCUGUGGAGUCAUUGCAGGUGUACUUCAUUAUACCGUCCUCUCUGCAUUUGCGUGGAUGUUCAUGGAAGGUGUUCAUGUCUACCUGAGUGUAGCAAGAGCAGUUGAAUGUGAUUCUCUGCGUUUGCGAUGGUGGCAUCAUGCAUUGGCUUAUGGUCUUCCUUUGCUUGUGGUAGCUGCAGCAGCCAUAGUUGACCCUUUCAGUUAUGGAACUGAACAGUACUGUUGGCUCAGGACAGAUAACUACUUCGUUUUCUCUCUCGUUGGUCCGGCCUUGCUUUUCCUAGCUGCUGAUGUCGCUCUGUUGGCUGCUGCCCUCAUCUACACCUGCCGACUUUCUCCUGAUGACGCCCUCAAAACCAAGGAAAUGGCUCGACUAGCAUCUGCCAGCGGCGUGUACACCAACGCUCUCCAGCACCGACUCUACUCUCGCCUGGCUUGGCUCAGGGGCGCCAUCACGCUCUUGCUUCUGAUGGUGUUGACCUGGACCCUAGGACUCUUGUUCCUCCACCGCCCAUCGCUCCCCAUCGCCGCUGCUUUCUGCGUCCUCAACGCCCUCCACGGAAUCUUCAUCUUCAUCUACUACUGCAUCAGGAAUCAAAAAGUGCGGGAGUGGUGUCGGUCUGCAGCGGAGCGCGAGGCUUGGCUCCCCCAAGCGGUGCGUGUAGUCUUUGCCGCCGAGAAGCAGACGUACAGCCCCAAUAACAACAACACCAACCCCCACCCCGCCAUCUCUCACGCCCUCAAUCACGCCCUCGCCUCGCCCGCCCUCAACCAAUAUCUCCCAACGCUGUGUCCUCUAGGCGCAGUGAAGGGGUCAGGGGCCACCACACACCACCCUGUGGGCCCCCUGUUGUCCGGGGCCACAUCCACGAUGGGAUCUGGGGGCUCCCUUCGUCAGGGAGUCACGGGCCACCUUCCUCUAGGCGCCCUUCACCAGUCGCUGCCACGCCACCACACAAUCACCACUCCGCGCACCGCCACCACCACAGCCACCACCACCAAUCUUCAUCACGCCACCCUUAAUCACGCUGACGAAGAUGCCUCCUACAAGUCCUUCUCCAGGGAUUCUGGACACGGUGGGUCUGAACAGGAAGACUCUCCUCGCGCAGGGUGGAAUAAUCACCACCAUCGGUACUCCAACUCCUUGACAGCCGAUCUCAAAAAUGCCUACUUGGCCAAGCUGAAUAGCAUCAAUGCUGCUGGUGGUUUCGAUGGCAAUCUCACCUUCCCAAAUAUUGAAGCCGGGAAUAAGGUUAUAACUGUGCCUAACAGUUAUACAACCCAACUCGCGCAUGCGGGUGUUCCUCCAGCAGUUGCAGCAAUGCUUCGUGGUACUGCUAACACUGCCCGGUCUCACUCUCCAUGGAACCACACAUACAUGGAAAUAGAAACAGAAUCUGACCCAGUUUAUGAGGAAAUAGAGCGUGAACGCUGGGUGGGUCGGUCAGGUGCCGUGAACGGACCCGUUGGACAAGAGUCCAUGCAAGUGUCUGACCUCUCCGAUGAAGAUGUCAAGAGAGGCACUCCCAGUGACAUGAGCCGUCAGUCCUCCCGCAGCUACGGGGAUGCCAGGCCUCUCCUCCCUUACCACUCCUCAAGUCAUCACUUUGCCAGCCGCAGCCCCCAAGACCAACAGUUUGCCCUCAGUGAGGAGAGGCUGAGGGAUUUCAAUGCCGCACAGAUGAGCAAAGACUUGGAACAACUGCAACAGGCGCAGCAGCAGUUCAGCCGUGAGAAUCUGAUGACAGUUGCUGUGUUGAACGGGGAACAAGUUGUUUGCCGACUGACCUCGCCUUCUAAUCCUCAGGCACCUCAGUCUCUCCCUGUUAUCCAUGAGGGUAAUGGGCGUGGCUUAGUGUCCCAAGCUUCCCCAGCUACAAAUGGUUAUCCCGCCCACUUAGUUGUCUCUCGGCCAUCUCAUCUGAGGCCUCAGCAGUACAGCGAGUGCUAAUAGGCCUGAAACAAGGUGCAAUGGAUAUUUUAGUACUUCAGACUCCACUCUUUUGUGUAGAAGAUUCAGUAAAGCAGACAAAAACAAACUAAAUCUGGACAUUGCAUCAUAUAUAUACAUAUAUACUUUGCGAGUGUCUUUUUAGGUAUUUUCCACCUGUGUCUGCCAGCUGUCGCACAAGGAAAACAGGAUACUGUGCUGUUAAUAAUAAAAGUGAUAAGGAGCCUUUCUCUCAAACUAUUUAAUCGAAAACUGUAUACUUCCGUCUUCAGCUGGCUUAAAUCCUUGAUGGUGCAAAGGCAUUUUAUUUAAGAUCACGUAAAUAUGAUUUUGUGGGAAAAUAUUGAAGAAAUGGAAACUAUAUAAUACUAUAAUACGAGUGCAUUUGCGUUCAAAGACUUAAUUUCUGAAGAGCGUUCGGUUCCUUGUGUGUUUUGGAACCCUGUUUGGCAAGAAGAAACAUUUUGCAGUUAGCCAAUAUAAUAACUAGUCGAUGUCUGUUUUCUUAAUAUUAUUUAUUCUUCCUCUUUUUCCGUUUACGUGCCGCAGAACUGUAUCAUAGAGGUCUGUGAAGAAAUGAUGGUAUGGAAGCCAUUGUGAUUUUACGCAUGUAAGAAGUGUUCCUCUUAUUUUAAACAUUAGUGUGUGAUACAUUCCAGAGUCAGGUGUUCAUUUUUUCCUUUUCUGUUCAUUUCGAUAUUGGUUCAGCCUCAGUGCCAGAGUUGCUCUUAAACUUCGCUUUAGAAUCACACUAAGUAAAACUUGAAUGGCUAUUUGAGGAAGUGCCUUUAUUCGGUCAAAGGAGAAGUGUGUGUACAUGUAUAAAAUGGAAUUAUUUGGAGUUGUAUAUAUUGAUGUAAAUAGAAUAUAUUUAUAUGUACGUUUUCUUAAUGAAAAGCCAAAGCUUUUAGAUUGUAGAAGAGUCUUCAAAGAGAGAAAAUGAGAGAGUGAAUGAGAGUGAUUCAGAUUCCAGAUGGGCCUUUUUUUCCUCUGCUUAGAAGAGAAACACUGAUAAUGAUAAUACAACUUUACAUUAUUUUUUUUUUAUCAUCAUUAUUUGUUAUGCAUAUUUCGCCAGUAGCAGUCCUGGGGCUAUCACCGGCCUGUAGUGAAUGAAAUCAUCAUGAAUGGAAAGACAAAAAAUUACCUUUUCAUUUUAGAUUGACAUCCCCGUAAAAACCCAAUUCCUCCCCCCCCAACCCCCUCACCAUCAGAGUUCAUGAUUGCAUCGCCGACAUUACCGAGGCAUCUUCUGCUGCUGCUCUGUUGCUAUCAGUGUUGCCUCUUGCAUUGGAUAUCAGCUGCUCUGUUGAUAUCAAUCAACAUAACACAUUUUUUGUUGCGUUUAUAGAAAACGGUGUCUCCUCGAUGCGUAGGUGAGUUUCCGUGUGUCUGAGGGAAUGAAUAAUUAAGGAGAUUAAUUAAUCUUAUCAAGAAUUGUACUGAUGUAUUAUUAUGAUUUCGAGGAGGCACCGUCGAGAAGAAUAAAAGAGGAUUAUAUUAGCUGUAAUUGCUCUUCAAGUAGCUUUAGCCGACCCCAGGAACUGUUUCUGCCAUUUAUAUCUCUUCUCCAACUUGUGAGCUGUGAUACGUUGAAUAGAUAAUCAGUGUAAAAUAUGACAAUAAACUGUUUAAAUGGA